CUGGAGAAAAAAAGGACGCUAACUAUGUUUAAGACAAGGCUACAUAUAGCCCAUUUUCGGAUUGUGUACCACUUGUAAUGGUGUUAGCUCACCCAUGAACUCGGCUACACAAACCCCAACUCAUAGACCUCGGCAUUGCCCCCAUCCUCCCCCGAACUUCUUUCAAUUUCCAAUUGCACAUUACUACCUACUACCCAUUUAACGAAUCUUUCUUAUAUAACGCCGCCAUCAUGAGCAACGCAAACCCCGGAGCUGGCUUCGAGUACCCCGCCGUCGAGGUGUCAUGGCUUAAGCGCGACGUCCUCCUCUUCGCAACCAGCAUCGGCUGCACAGUCGAUGAGCUGCAGUUUCUCUACGAACUCCACCCCAAAUUCGCCGUCUUCCCAACCUACCCAAUCCUCCUCCCAUUCAAAAACACCACCCAAGAGGUAAUCGACUUCUACGCCUCCCAAGCGCAAACCCCCAUCCCCGGCAUCCCCAAAAUGGACGCCCGCCGCGUCCUGGACGGCCAGCGCUCCAUGACCUUCCUCAAGCCCCUCCCGCCUACCUCGGCAGGCAAGAAAUUCGAGAUCCGCGCCAAGGUCCUGGGCGUGUACGACAAGGGGAAGGCUGGGACUGUCGUCGAGACGCAGCAGGAUCUCGUGGAUGCGGGGACGGGAGAGGUGUAUACGACAGCUGUUGGGUCGGGAUUCUACGUCGGACAAGGCAACUGGGGCGGCCCCAAGGGCCCAGCGACUGUCAACUUCCCACCCCCAGACCGCGCACCAGACGCAAUCCUCGAGCACCAAACCACCGCCGAAUCCGCACACCUCUACCGUCUUAACGGAGACUAUAACCCCCUCCACGCGACCCCCGAGCCAGGAAAGGCAAUGGGUUUCGGCGGCGCUAUCAUGCACGGGCUUUCGAGCUGGAAUUUCACGGCGAGAGAUAUUCUGAGGAGGUUUGGGGGGAGCCAGCCGGAGAAUCUGAGGGAGUUUCAGGCGAGGUUUGCGAGCCCGGUUUUGCCGGGGAAUAAGCUUGUGACGAAGGCGUGGAGGACGGGGGAGGUGAAGGGGGGGUUUGAGGAGAUUAGGUUCGUGACGCAGGUUGAGGGGGGGAAGGUGUGUUUGAGUAAUGGACGCGCGCUGGUGAGGAUUGUUGAUGGGAAGGCUGGGAGUAAGUUGUAA
This is a messenger RNA of Pseudogymnoascus verrucosus, 1166 nucleotides long. RefSeq lists its product as uncharacterized. Bases 231 to 1166 code for a protein of 311 amino acids. The record is from RefSeq and is a predicted model, not a curated record. The transcript is spliced from 4 exons. Lineage: Eukaryota; Fungi; Ascomycota; Leotiomycetes; Thelebolales; Thelebolaceae. Gene Ontology annotation, cellular component: peroxisome.